GGAGUGAAUGUUGUUGUGAGCAAAAGAGUGGAGGCGAUUGGUGCCUGCAACUCUGUAACCAAAAGCAUGGCUACCGAAGAAGAAGCUUUCGAUGAUUACACUAAGGAUGGGACGGUGGAUCUGAGAGGGAAUCCGGUCCGUAGAUCCAAGCGCGGUGGAUGGACUGCUUGCUCCUUUAUUGUUGUGUACGAGGUUUUCGAACGCAUGGCGUAUUAUGGAAUAUCUUCCAAUCUGAUUUUGUAUUUAACAAAGAAGCUCCACCAGGGCACCGUCUCCGCUUCCAACAAUGUCACCAAUUGGGUUGGAACUGUUUGGAUCACUCCGAUCUUGGGUGCUUACGUCGCCGACGCUCAUCUCGGCCGUUACUGGACGUUUGUCAUUGCCAGCAUUAUUUAUAUCUCGGGAAUGUCAGUAUUAACGUUGGCCGUCUCACUCCAUGGCUUAAAACCGCCUAGCUGCUCAGACGACACCAAUAUCGAGAACUGUAAGAAGGCUUCAACAUUACAGCUAGCAGUGUUUUUUGGUGCACUCUAUACCUUAGCCGUUGGAACAGGCGGAACCAAGCCGAACAUCUCCACCAUCGGUGCCGACCAAUUCGAUGAUUUCCACCCCAAGGAGAAGUCUCACAAGUUGUCCUUCUUCAAUUGGUGGAUGUUCAGCAUCUUCUUCGGGACACUCUUUGCCAACACAGUUCUUGUUUGGAUACAAGACAAUGUAGGAUGGACUUUAGGAUAUGCUCUUCCCACUCUUGGACUAGCAAUAUCCAUUUCCAUCUUCUUGGCAGGCACACCCUUCUAUAGACACAAGGUGCCCGCAGGCAGCCCCUUCACGAGGAUGGCAAAGGUCAUUGUGGCUGCUAUAAGGAAAUGGAGGGUGCAUAUCCCUAAUGAUCCCAAAGAGCUCUAUGAGCUUGACUUGGAAGAGUAUGCAAAGAAAGGAAAGUUCAGAAUUGAUUCCACACCCACCUUGAGGUUCCUUACGAAAGCAUCUGUGAAAACUGGCUCGACAAAUCCAUGGAUGCUUUGCUCAGUUACACAAGUAGAAGAGACAAAACAAAUGUUACGAAUGAUCCCAAUCUUGGCUGCCAUGUUUGUACCGAGCACAAUGCUCGCCCAGACCAAUACUCUUUUUGUUAAGCAAGGCACCACUCUUGAAAGAAGCAUCGGCAGCUUCAAAAUCCCCCCGGCAAGUUUAGUAGGAUUUAUAACCAUAUCCAUGCUUAUCUCUGUGGUGCUCUACGAUCGGUUUCUUGUCAAGGGCAUGCAGAGGUGGACGAAAAACCCCAGAGGCAUAACUCUACUUCAAAGAAUGGGAGUUGGGCUUGUUAUCCACAUUAUAAUUAUGACAAUUGCAUCCCUAACGGAGAGAUAUAGACUUAGUGUGGCCAAGGAACAUGGGUUGGUUGAAAAUGGAGGACAAGUUCCUUUAACCAUAUUUAUUUUACUUCCGCAAUUCUUGCUUAUGGGCACGGCAGAUGCAUUUUUAGAGGUUGCGAAGAUUGAGUUCUUCUAUGACCAGGCGCCAGAAAGCAUGAAGAGUCUUGGGACUUCCUAUUCCAUGACUACUCUAGGAGUUGGAAACUUUCUGAGUAGUUUCCUUCUUUCCACAGUUUCUCACAUCACCAAGGAGCAUGCUCACCGCGGAUGGAUUCUAGACAACCUCAAUGCUUCUCAUCUUGAUUAUUAUUAUGCAUUUUUUGCUGUACUAAACGUCUUGAACUUGGUCUUCUUCUUGAUUGUGAUUAAGUUCUAUGUGUAUAAGGCUGAAAUUUCGGAUUCAAUACAAGUGCUUACAGAAGAAUUGAAGGGGAUGACAGUACAGGUAUCAAACCAUGAGGAAUCCAUGGCCAGGACGUAGAUUGGAAACUGACCAAUGGGAAAGAAUAAACACCAUGCAGAAAUCACAGCUGAUCUUCAACUCCGUGAUGGUCGUUAUGGUACGUAAACGGGCCUUUUCAUAGAGCACGAUGUAUUGCUAUAGGCUUAAUUAUAGCUUUGGGUUCAUGUUGUUAUUUUGCUUUAAUUUACCUCAAUAUAUAUGAGAAUGUAAUGUUUAAUUACAGUUGUUUAAUAGAGAAGGAAAGCAA
Molecule: messenger RNA, 2086 nt
Organism: Corylus avellana
Lineage: Eukaryota; Viridiplantae; Streptophyta; Magnoliopsida; Fagales; Betulaceae
Product: protein NRT1/ PTR FAMILY 5.2
Biological process (GO): transmembrane transport; dipeptide transport
Cellular component (GO): membrane
Molecular function (GO): dipeptide transmembrane transporter activity; tripeptide transmembrane transporter activity
Source: RefSeq, a predicted model, not a curated record